UGGAACAGUCCCCUUCACGUAUCGGGAGUGUUGGCCGUAGGGGUCUCUCAUAGCACGGCGACCAUGUCCUCAGGGGAUGCCUGCGGUUUGUAUGGGCUUCGGCUCAUGCAUCGUCUCAAUAUUUCCCUGUCUGCUUCGGCCCUCGGGCUGGGCAGGCCUUUUUUUAUGUUGCUGCGCUGUCCUAACCCUAACCCUGUGAUCCAAUGCCUGUAUACCAAGUUAUGCAUCCUGAUGACUUAUGAAUGCGAUGAUGUCCUUACUUACUGC
Molecule: messenger RNA, 267 nt
Organism: Fomitopsis serialis
Lineage: Eukaryota; Fungi; Basidiomycota; Agaricomycetes; Polyporales; Fomitopsidaceae
Exons: 1
Source: RefSeq, a predicted model, not a curated record